AUGAUGCUAUUACAUUUAGUAUUUAUCUUCAUCGCUAAUGCUGUUUCAAAUGCUCAACAAAUGGAAUUUUGGUUAACAGAUCCUGAUGCGAAAAUUCUAUUUCAACAACAACCAUUCAUUUCGCCUAAUAGUGAUAAUCAUAUCGCUGGUUCAAUAAUAAAUAUCAAUGAAAAUGAAAUAUAUCAAACUAUUGAUGGUUUUGGUUAUACACUAACUGGAGGUAGUGCAAUGCAUUUGAAUAACCUUGAUAGUACAACACGUGCUCAAAUUCUACGAGAAUUAUUUAAUACAGAUCAGAAUCACAUCGGUGUCAGUUAUCUUCGUUUGAGUAUUGGCGCAUCGGAUCUAGAUGAAAUCGUUUUUUCAUAUAAUGAUUUACCACCAGGCCAGACUGAUCAGAAUAUGACCCACUUUGAUUUAGGGCAUGAUCGAUUACAUCUUAUUCCUAUUUUAAAAGAAAUUUUAGCUAUUAAUCCAAGUAUAAAACUCAUGGGAUCACCAUGGUCGCCACCAAUAUGGAUGAAAACGAAUAAGAAUAGUGUUGGAGGAAGUCUAUUAACUGAAUUCUAUGAUUCCUAUGCACUCUAUUUUGUUCGUUAUAUUCAAGAAAUGCAGAAAGAAGGUAUUACGAUUGAUGCUAUUACAAUUCAAAAUGAACCAUUACAUCCAGGAAAUAAUCCAUCAUUAUUAAUGUUAGCAAUUUUUCAAGCAGAUUUUAUUAAACAAAGUUUAGGUCCAGCAUUUCGAAAACAUUCAAUUAAUACAAAAAUUAUCGUCUACGAUCAUAAUGCUGAUCGCCCAGAUUAUCCAAUAGAGAUAUACAGAGAUGCUGAUGCGAGACAAUAUGUUGAUGGAUCAGCGUUUCAUUUGUAUGGGGGAAAUAUUGACGCUCUAUCUGCUGUGCAUGAUCAAUAUCCAGAUAAAAAUUUAUACUUUACUGAACAAUGGGUAGGUGCACCAGGAAAUUUGAAAGGUGAUUUAGUUUGGCAUGUAAAACAUCUUAUUGUUGGUGCAACUCGAAAUUGGGCUCGAACUGUGUUGGAAUGGAAUUUAGCAGCUGACUCAAAAUUAGAGCCGCAUACACCUGGUGGAUGUACUCUAUGUUUAGGUGCAUUAACAAUUGACGGAAAUCAAGUUUUAUCACCACGAAAUCCAGCCUAUUACGUCAUUGCACAUGCAGCUAAAUUUGUUCGUCCUAAUUCAGCAAGAGUCGCAUCUAAUAGUCCAAUAAGUCUUGCAAAUGUUGCAUUUCAAAGACAAGAUGAUAAAAGAAAAGUAUUGAUAGUUGUCAACGAGAAUAAUUCUGGCAAGCAAACAUUUCAAAUACAAUGUCAUGGCAAAAUUUAUGACACAUCGUUAAAUGGAGGCAGCGUAGGCACUUAUAUUUGCUAA
Messenger RNA from Rotaria socialis, 1392 nucleotides. The record is from the annotation of a GenBank genome assembly. Lineage: Eukaryota; Metazoa; Rotifera; Eurotatoria; Philodinida; Philodinidae.